AUGGCCACAACUUCAGAAGCAAUUGUUGGAUUUGAGGAUGCGACGGAAGUGCUGAUCGAAAAACUUAUCUGUGGCUGGAAAGAUUUAGAUGUGGUCUCCCUUGUUGGAAUGCCUGGAAUAGGUAAGACAACUUUAGCAAGGAGAUUAUAUAAUCAUAAUGAUGUUGUCGGUCGCUUUGAUGUUUGUUCAUGGUGCAGUAUUUCUCAAGCAUAUAAUAAGAGAAAGACAUUGCUUGAGUUAUUGGGUAAUUUGGUUCCUCUCAAUGACAUCACAAGGAAUGAUGAUGAACUAGCAGACAAGCUGCGAAAACAUUUGCUAAAAAAGAGGUACCUCAUAGUCAUUGAUGAUUUGUGGACUAUUGAAGCAUGGGAUGACUUAAAGAGAUGCUUUCCAGAUGAUAAAAACAGUAGCAGAAUCAUCUUGACAACUAGACAAGACAAAGUUGCUUCUUAUACUGAAGUUUUUAGUGCUCCUCAUCGUCUUCGUUUAUUCACAGAUGAAGAAAGUUGGUGCUUAUUGCAGAAGAAGGUGUUUGGAGGAGAAAGUUUCCCUCCAGAACUUGAGCGGAUAGGAGAGCAAAUAGCACAGAGUUGCAGAGGGCUUCCACUUGCAAUUAUUUUGGUAGCUGGUGUUCUUGCAAAACUGGACGAGGACGAAGUUCGUUGGGAAGAAGUUGCCUAUAGUUUAAGACGGGCAUGUAUUAGUGCUGGCGAUAAGCAAAAGUACAUGGACAUAAUUGAGUUGAGUUUCAAUCUUUUACCUGAUCAGUUGAAACUAUGUUUUCUCUACUUUGGAGAAUAUUUUGGAAAUGGAGUUAAGGUCCGUAAGUUGAGACAGCGUUGGGUUGCAGAAGAAUUUGCUGUAGCUAAUGGGUUAAAGAGCGCGGAGGAUGUAGCAAAAGACUACAUGAUGGAGUUAAUAGAUAGUAACCUUGUAAUGGUUGUCCGAAGGAGUUUCUCCGGCAAGGUGAAAACAAUCCGCAUGCAUGAUCUAUUACGUGGGUUUUGCUCCAAUACUUGUAUACAUCAAUUGGAUGUAGAGGGGUCAGAUGAUUCAAGUUCCACUCAUCCCCGAAGUGGCUAUGAAAUCCAUCGUCUCGAUUGGUCUGAAACAGGUUCCUCAUGCUCUCAUUCUUUGAUCACUCAUUUACUCCCUUAUGAUAGACUUAACAAGAGAAAUUUAUUGUUUGAUUGCAACUCUAUCCUUUCUCAUGAGUUAUUGACAUUGAGAGUGUUGGAUUUGGUGUGCGUCACAUUAAGAAGUGCGUCCUAUAUUCAAUUCUUGAUUAAUUUAAGAUACUUGGCCCUGAAGGGGAAUUUUGAGGAAGAUCCAUCAUGGUUAUCCAAGCUCAAGAACUUAGAAACAUUGAUACUUAAGGGAUCGCGCAGAUUAAAUCUGUCACAUGCAAUAUGGGGUAUGGUAAGCUUAAAACAUUUGGAAGUGACUGGUAAACCAGCUGUCAUUAUGUGUGAUGUCCCAGAGUUUGAGACGUCCCCCCCUUUAGAGAACUUACAAUGGCUUUCCUUUGCACACUUACCUGGAGGUGAGGAGUUCCAAAAGUUCGUGUCAAAGGUACCCUGUUUAGUAAAGCUGAGGUGCAUGGUUGAUGAGCCAGAAGUUGGUCGGAGAUGCAUUAGGCUUCCAGGUUUACACUCUUUAAAUCAACUUGAAUCACUCAAAGUCUAUUUUCUAAAACGUGGUGCAAAGCGACUUGAAGUGAACUUCCCUAGGAACCUCAAGAAGUUGACGUUGUCAUCAUGUCAAUUACCAUGGACUGAAAUUUCAACCAUAGGAAGAUUGGAAAAUCUGGAGGUGCUCAAGUUGGAUUCUUAUGCUUUUAAGGGAAGGCAAUGGGAUGUCAAAGAUGAGGAGUUCAAGAAACUCAAGCUCUUGAAAUUCUACAGCAUGAAUAUUCCACAAUGGAACUUUUCUGAAAUGUCCUUUCCCAACCUCCAGCUGGUGAUUUUCAGAAAGAGUCUACUGGAAACAUUUCCCCACAACCUUGAAAACUUACCUUUGUUGAAGAUGAUUGAGGUGCGCAAAUGCAACCGCAGUGCAUUGAGAUCUGCUAGGGAGUUUGAGAGAACUCAAAUUGAGGAUUGGGGAAAUCAUGAAUUCAAGCUCAUCAUCAAGUCUAGAGAUGAGGAAUCAAUGAGUGAGGAUGAAGAAGAACUUGGACAGACUUGGCAAGUUGACUCAGAGCUGCGAAUUUUGCAGUUUAUUCAGACCUUCGGGUAUGAAGUUAGGCCUUGGCGGAAUGCAGCUUCAGAUCCUCUAAAGAAGAAGAAUAAACAACAUGAGGUUACUCAGUGA
Messenger RNA from Lycium barbarum (goji berry), 2313 nucleotides. RefSeq names its product putative late blight resistance protein homolog R1B-12. The record is from RefSeq and is a predicted model, not a curated record. Gene Ontology annotation, biological process: defense response to other organism. NCBI's taxonomy places the organism in Eukaryota, Viridiplantae, Streptophyta, Magnoliopsida, Solanales, Solanaceae. The transcript is spliced from 3 exons. Bases 1 to 2313 code for a protein of 770 amino acids. Gene Ontology annotation, molecular function: ADP binding.